AACACCCGCGGCUGUGCCUGGCUCGGAGCAAUUUGCAGCAACGGGCGCUUGUAAAUCAAAGGUCUCUCGCUCGGCUUUUAAGGUCGUCCUGUAGUUUGGGGCAAUGCAAACCGAUGGUGUCCCGACCUCGGGGCAGUUCCAACGCCCGCACCGGGAGCAAUCUCCGUGAAAGCUGCAGAUGUGUUUGUUUGGUGGGGUGAGGCAGAUGUUGGGGGGUUGCCCACCCGGGAAGGGUGAUGACCGGGAUGGUCCACCUUAAGGCUGCGGGAUGGAUCUUGGUCCCGGGACCGUGGCUCCCAGCGCCCCGGAGCAGCCUCAACAUGAGCGGCCGGUAUCACAAGGCGGCCCGGGACGGCUACCUGGGUCCGCUGAAGGAGGCCACCAGGAAGGACCUCAACAACGCGGACGAGGAUGGGAUGACCCCGACCCUGUGGGCGGCUUAUCACGGGCACCUGGAGGCUCUGCAGCUCAUCUGUAGCCGAGGAGGUGACCCUGACAUCUGUGACAUCUGGGGUAACACUCCCCUUCACCACGCCUCCACCAAUGGCCACCUCCACAUCAUCACCUUCCUGGUCAACUUUGGCGCCAACAUCUGGGCCCUGGAUAACCACUCGCACUCGCCCAUGGACGCGGCGGCCAGCAAGGGCCGCAUGGAGUGCGUCCGCUUCCUGGACGCAGUGGCCUCCAGGCAGACGGCGGCCAACCCCAGGCAGGUGGCCAGGCUGAAGGAGAAGGCGAGGAAGGACUGCGAGAGGCAGGUCCGGGAGAGCGAGAGGCGGCAGAGGAAGCACCAGAGCCGGAUGAACAAGAGGUACGGAAGGGACACGGAAGCGCGGGGCGGUGGGACUCCCGGGAGCGGCGGCGGCGGCGACUCAGGGUCCCACCAGGCCCCAGCCGCUGGCUCCCAGCGGGAAGGCACCCUCACCUCCUUGUUGAAGGGAUCCCUGCAGAAGAAACUCUGGAAGAAGGAGGGAAGCCAGAGGGUUCUGGAGGGACAGCCGGGGAAAGACGUCAUCUUCGUGAGUCAAGCCAGCGGCCGUGCCAACGUACUGGAGGUGUUUCCCGAGCCGAGCGCGGCAUCUCCCGACCUAAUGCCCGCGGAAGUCGAGGGCCAACGGGACCAGGAGUCUCUCUUCAACCGGCCAGGAUUGGGGAACAUGCUGUUCCGGAGGAAUUUCAUCCUGGGCUUGAGCGAGGAGUUGGAAGAUGUCGGCUCCCAGGUGCAUGCUGAGCUCCUGGAUCCCAGGGAGGGCGGCGAGGAAGCCGACACCCUCAGCGAAGAGGAGUGGGAGGAAUUGCCCUGGCAGGAGCAGGAGCUCGGUCUAGACGACGAGGAGCCGGAGACAACCCCGCUGGAGGUCUUCCUGGCCGCCCAGAACAUGAGCGAGUUCCUGCCCUUCCUGACCCGAGAGCAGAUCGACCUGGAUUCCCUGAUGCUCUGCUCCGAUGCGGAUCUGAAGAGCAUCCACCUGCCACUCGGACCCCGGAAGAAAAUAAUUUCGGCGGUCGAACGAAGAAAGUUAAUCUUGGAAAGUGCGUGUGAGCUGGUGGACACAGUGCUGUGAGUCUCCUGGCACUGUGCAGGCAGCUGCCUGGUUAAAGGUGCCCGUCCCCUCCGCUGUGGGCACCAGGUACUCGGUCCUAGUUGUUGGUGCGAAGCCAGACGUCUCGAACUUGCAAGGUUCUGACUUCACUCCCACGCCAGAGAAUUGAACACUGACUUGAACUCUGGGUAUUACACAGCACAGGAAAAGGCCCUUCAGCCCACCAUGUCUGUGCUGAACACGAUGUUGAAUUAAAUCCCUUCUGCCUGCACGUGAUCCAUAUCCCUCUGUUCCCUGCACGUUCAUGUAAGAUAAGAUUUCUUUAUUAGUCACAUGUACAUCGAAACACACAGUGAAAUGCACCUUUUUGCGUAGAGUGUUCUGGGGGCAGCCCGCAAGUGUCGCCACGCUUCCGGCGCCGACAUAGCACGCCCACAACUUCCUAACCCGUACGUCUUUGGAAUGUGGGAGGAAACCGGAGCACCCGGAGGAAACCCACGCAGACACGGGGAGAACGUACAAACCCCUUACAGACAGCGGCGGGAACUGAACCCGGGUCGCUGGCGCUGUAAUAGCGUCACGCUAACCGCUACACUACUGUGCCUGCCCCGUGUGUCUGUCUAAAAGCCUCUUGAAUGCCCGUUGUAUCUGCCUCCACCACCAUCCCUGGCAGCCCAUUCCAGGCACCCGCCACUCUCUGUGUAACAAUAAAACUCGCCGUGUGUCUCCCUUAAACUUUCCUCCUCUCGCGUUAACAGACGCACCGCACAGAAACAGGCCCUUCGGCCCAUCACGUCCAUGCCGACGCCUCUACACUGAUCCCAUUUGCCUGCAUUAGGACCUCAUCCUUAGAUGUCUAUUUAAGUGCCUGUCUAAGUGUCACUUUUUUAUAACAAUACAGGCCCUUUGGUCCACCAUGUUGUGCCGCCCUUCAAACCACUCCUAAGACUAUCUAACCCCUUCCUCCCACAUAUCCCUCUAACUUAAAUUCCUCCAUAUGCUUAUCUAACAAUCUCUUGAACUUGUCCAAUGUAUCAGCCUCCAUCACCACCCCAGGCAGCGCAUUCCAUGCACCAACCACUCUCUGGGUGAAAAACCUCCCUCUGACAUCUCCCUUGAACUUCCCACCCAAUACCUUAAAGCCAUGUCCUCUUGUAUUGAGCAUUGGUGCCCUGGGAAAGAGGGGCUGGCUGUCCACUCUAUCUGUUCCUCUCAAUAUUUUGUACACCUCUAUCAUGUCUCCCCUCAUCCUCCUUCUCUCCAAUGAGUAAAGCCCCAGCUCCUUUAGUCUCUCCUCAUAAUCCAUACUCUCUAAACCAGGCAGCAUCCUGGUAAAUCUCCCCUGCACCCUUUCCAACGCCUCCACAUCCUUCCGAUAAUGAGGCGACCAGAACUGGACACAGUACUCCAAGUGUGGCCUAACCAGAGUUCUGUAAAGUUGCAUCAUCUCUUCACGGCUCUUAAACUCGAUCCCCCGACUUAUGAAAGCUAACAUCCCAUAAGCUGUCUUAACUACCCUAUCUACCUUUGAGGCAACUUUCAGUGAUCUGUGGAUAUGAACCCCCAGAUCCUUCUGCUCCUCUACACUGCCCAGAAUCCUGCCAUUUACCUUGUACUCCGCCUUGGAGUUCGUCCUUCCAAAGUGUACCGCCUCACACUUCUCUGGAUUGAGCUCCAUCUGCCACUUGUCAGCCCAACUCUGCAUCCUAUCAAUAUCCCUCUGCAAGCUUCGACAGCCCUCCACACUAUCCACAACACCACCGAUCUUUGUGUCAUCUGCAAACUUGCUAACCCAGCCCUCCACCCCCUCUAAGUCGCUUAAAUGUAGUGAGUGUAUCUGAUUUCACCCCCUCCCCUGGCAGCGAGUUCCAGAUGUCAACCACUCUGUUUAAAAAAGAAACCAGCCCUCAGAUCCCUUUAAAACUCCUUCCUAUCACCCUAACUGGUGUUUUUGAAAUGCCUACAUUGGGAGUAAGAUUCUGACUACCUUAUCUAUGGCUCUCACCAUCUAACCUCUAUCAGGUCACCCCUUGACCUCCUCACUCUGAGGAAAGCAAUCUCCCCCCAUAACCGGAGUCCUCCAAUCCUGGUGACGUCCCAGUGAAUCUCCUCUGCACUCUCUCCAAUGCAGCCCACAUCCGUCCUGUGGUGUGGUGACCAGAACUGCACACAAUACUCCUCAACUAAUGGGGGCUUCCUUUGGGAUGGGCAAUACCCCUCUACUCUGUUGGGAAAGGGUUCCAGCACUUGAACCAGGACCAUCGUUGUUCUCUGGAAGUGCGACACGGAACAUUGUUAGACGUCCUCCAACGUAUAGCAGGGUUCCUGUUAUCCACUGUACAAAGUCUGGAUAGGAACAUGCAUAGGAAAGGUUUCGAGGGAUAUAGGCCAAACAUGGGCAAAUGGGACUAGCAUGGCCUUGGUCAGCAUGGGCAUGUUGGGCCAAAGGGCCUGUUUCUGCGCUGUGUAACUGCACGACUCUAUGAAAGGUGGACUUGGGCAGAGUAGAUGGAAAUCAAACUGUUGAAAGAUUGCAAGGUCUGGUCUUGUCAUCGGGGACCGAAGACAAAUAUCUACAAAAGGCUGUGUUAUUUCAAUGUCUUUAUACUGGAAUUAGUUGCAGAAUAUUCCAUCUGGUAACUGGAACCCCAGUUACGGAGGUCUCGACGCCAGUGAACGAACGUGGUCACAAUCUGUCGUCUUGUCAUCCCUCAGUGGCAGCCCUUCUGAAGCCAGACCACUGGGAGAGGAACAGGAUGCGGGGAACCCUCCCCCACAGACUCUUGGAGCUCGGGGCCUGCUCCCCAAAUCAGGAGCAGCUCUGUCCAGCACUGCCAGCCCCCACCCCGAAGCAGAAAGGAUUUGACGAAAGAACCUUGCGUUCCUGUAUUGGUGAAUUUGUCGUGUGUUUCUGUCCUCCCCCCAAUGUGUGAUCCUGUGUCAAUGUCUGCAUGUAAUGUCAACUGGUGCCAAUUGUUCUGUGGCUGUUGGUCUUCAGCUGGUAAUGAUUCUUCCUCCUUUAUGAUGUUCUUCAGCCAAUCAUAAUGCUAUUUAAUAUUAAUAAAUAACUGCUCAGGAUCAAUUCUGAUCCCAUUAAAAGAGAUUUGGUGGCAAGAAA
Molecule: messenger RNA, 4662 nt
Organism: Pristis pectinata (smalltooth sawfish)
Lineage: Eukaryota; Metazoa; Chordata; Chondrichthyes; Rhinopristiformes; Pristidae
Gene: anks4b
Product: ankyrin repeat and sterile alpha motif domain containing 4B
Exons: 2
Coding region: 237-1565 (442 amino acids)
Molecular function (GO): protein binding
Source: RefSeq, a predicted model, not a curated record